ACGGCGCGGUCAGAGCCGAGGUUGCGGCUCCAGCGGAUCUGGAUCAAGGGCCGGAGGCCGAGACCCGCAGGGAUGCUUCCUAUCACAGAGUACAUAUUUCACCUCCUGGGACUGGAGAAGACGGCAUUCCGUGUGUAUGCCCUGUCGGGGCUCCUUCUCUCCCUGCUCUUCUUCCUCUUCCGUUUGCUGCUGCAGUUCCUGAGAUUCUGCUGGUGCUUCUACAUCACCUGCCGCCGGCUGCGCUGCUUCCCCCAGCCACCCCGGCGCAACUGGCUGCUGGGCCACCUGGGCAUGUAUCUCCCAAAUGAGAUGGGCCUCCGAGAUGAGAAGAAGGUGCUGGACAACAUGCACCAUGUGAUCCUGGUGUGGAUUGGACCUGUCCUUCCACUGUUGGUUCUGGUGCACCCUGACUAUAUCAAGCCUGUGGUGGGUGCGUCAGCUGCUAUUGCCCCCAAGGAUGACCUUUUCUAUGGCUUCCUGAAACCUUGGCUGGGAGAUGGGUUGCUGCUCAGCAAAGGUGACAAGUGGAGCCGGCACCGCCGUAUGCUGACACCUGCCUUCCACUUUGACAUUCUAAAGCCCUACAUGAAGAUAUUCAACCAGUGCACCAAUAUUAUGCAUGCAAAAUGGCGGCGCCUGGCGGAGGGCUCAGUGGUCUCCCUUGACAUGUUUGAGCAUGUCAGCCUCAUGACCCUGGACAGUCUUCAGAAAUGUGUCUUCAGCUACAACAGCAACUGCCAGGAGAAGAUGAGUGACUAUAUCUCAGCCAUCAUUCAGCUGAGUGCACUGGUGGUCCAACGCCAAUAUCGCCUGCAUCUCCACAUUGACUUCAUCUACUACUGUACAGCAGAAGGCCGGCGUUUCCGAAAGGCCUGUGACACCGUGCACCGUUUUACUACAGAAGUCAUCCAGGAGCGGCGGCGGGCACUACGCCAACAGGGGGCUGAGGCCUGGCUUAAGGCCAAGCAGGGCAAGAACUUGGACUUCAUUGAUGUGCUGCUCCUGGCCAGGGAUGAAGAUGGGAAGGAACUGUCAGAUGAGGACAUCCGAGCUGAGGCUGACACCUUCAUGUUUGAGGGUCAUGAUACAACAUCCAGUGGGCUCUCGUGGGUGCUGUUCAACUUGGCCAAGUAUCCAGAGUACCAGGAGAAGUGCCGGGAAGAGAUCCAGGAAGUCAUGAAAGGCCGGGAGCUGGAGGAGCUGGAGUGGGACGACCUGACCCAGCUGCCUUUCACCACUAUGUGCAUCAAGGAGAGCCUCCGCCAGUUCCCACCUGUGACCCUGGUCACCCGCCGCUGCACAGAGGACAUCAAGCUCCCCGAUGGGCGCAUCAUUCCCAAAGGGAUCAUCUGUCUGGUCAGCAUUUACGGGAUCCAUUAUAACCCUAGAGUGUGGCCUGACUCUAAGGUGUACAACCCCUAUCGCUUUGAUCCAGACAACCCACAGGAGCGCUCCGCGCUGGCUUACCUGCCCUUCUCUGCAGGACCCAGGAAUUGCAUCGGUCAGAACUUCGCCAUGGCUGAGAUGCGUGUGGCUGUGGCGCUGACGCUGCUGCGUUUCCGCCUGAGCGUGGACCGAACGCACAAGGUGCGGCGGAAGCCUGAGCUCAUUCUGCGCACGGAAAAUGGCAUUUGGCUCAAGGUGGAGCCUCUGCCUCCGCGGGCUUGAUCUCCGGAGUGCCCCUGCGGAUCCCGGGGCCCAAGACCAAUCCAGAGAGGCCCAGGUUCCGCCCCCGAGAGCCCAGGCCUCCCCCUCAAGAUCCUGAGGGCUUAGACCACGCUCCCCGCACACCACGCUCCGCUCCUGGAGGAGCGGGCUCCUCCAUUAAGCAGCCUGAUGGUGCAGGUCACACCUCCUCAAGGCAAGGCUCCUCCUCCUGAGGGUCUGAUUCCUGUCCUUUGAGGUCCAGGUUCUGCCCUUUGAGUGCCAGUUUCUGCCCUCUGGUUUGAGGGACCAAGAUUGGCCACGCCCCUCGGACUUGGGCCGGGUCUCAACAUCCUUCGGAUUCAGAUCUUCAGGCCCCCACCACUGUGCCUUCCAACGACCUAAGAUAUGACACCCAAGGCCUCUCUGAUAAAAGCUCAAUCUCUCUUGGAUUCUGGCGGGGUUUUAAAUUGAGGAUCAGGGAACCAGAGCCUGAGAUCAGAGCCUUGAACCUGAACAUCACCUUCUUGAGGCCCCCAGCUCAUAUCGAUGAACUCCUCAGGAAUCAGGCUGCAGCCCACAACGUGGGCUGAUUUGCAAACCCAGACCCUCCCUCUCAAGCCCCUUCCUUCCUCUCUUGCUCAAAGGCCCAUUGCCGAAUGUCUUGAUUUUUGUAGAAUAGAUGCCAGGGAUCUGGACAUUCCCCACCAUCCAUCCCCCUAGCCAGGCCAGAUCCUCACACCUGGAACCCUGGACAGUUGAGAAGCUGUGGGCUAGGAGGCUGGGAGGCCCUUUGUCCUUGGACAUAAACUCAGACUUUUGGGGACAGAUUGUGCAGUCAUUUAUUUAAUCAACAUACCCACAAUAAGUGUCUGCUGGCACUGGGCCAGAAGCACAGCACAGCCUAAUUUCUGCCCUUAGAAGGAUUGUGUGUGUGUGUGUGUGUGGGGGGGGUACAUAUGUUGGACAAAUAAUUCUACAGGUAAAUUUAUUUAAAACCUGUGACAAGUGUUCUGAAAGAGAGGCUCUGGUGCUGGGCACACAUAACAGGAGGAUGGAGGGUGGUGCAGGGAGAGCUACUCUGACACUGAAUUUGGAGUAGAAGUUGAGUGGGGACAAGGGAGAGAAGUGCAUUCCAGGCAGCAGGAACGGCACCUGCAAAUGUCCUGAGGUGAGAGAGAGCAUGGUGUGCUUGUGGAAUUCAUAAAGGGCCAGCCCUGGCUGGAUCUGGGGAGUGGGGGCAGAAUGGAGGAAGGGUGGGCAGGGCCCAACAGAGCAGGAACUGUGGGCCACAUCACAAUUCAGGCUUUAUGUGGAGGGCAAUAGGGAGCUAUAGAGUGUGUGAAAGCAGGGGGCAGGAGAGGUUAUGGUAGAUCUGGGCUGCAGGGAGUUGGCUUGAAAAGGGUCUACUGGGGACUGGAAACUCAGGGAAGAGAGAGGCUGAGGUCCAGGUGGGACAGGAGAGGUGACUGUCUAGGUGUGAAAGCUGAGAGGAGAGAGAGGUAAGGGUGAAUGCCAAGUCUUUGGCUGAGGGAGUGAUACAGUGAUGUAGAAGUUGGGGCAAUGUCCAUGACUAUAAUAAUCAAACUAAUUUAUGAAAUAUUUAUUGAACCAGGCAGUGUUUGAAUUUUUGCAUAAUUGACAUUCGGGGGGGGGGCAGAUGACAGAUGAUAAAUAAGCAAAUAAAUAAAUUCACACAGACUUGCAGGCCACCAAAAGGAUUUUGACUUUUAUUGUGACAUAAAUGGGGAGCCAUGGAGGGUUCUCAGUAGAGGAGGGACAAGAUUUGUCUUAUAGUUUUGGGCUGCUAUGUUGAACAGCAAUGGUGGUGGCAAGGAUGGGACGAGGGAGUUCAGAUGGGGGUGGCUCUACCCAAGCUGGAGAUUGUAGAGAUGAAAAGGGGUGAUUGCAUUCUGAUGAGGAAUGAUUGUUUCACGAAGGCAGUGGUGGCAGGUCUGCAGAUGGAUGGAGUGUGGGGUUUGGGAGAAGGGGAGGACUCCACAUUUGGGUCUGAGUACCUGCAAGGAUGGAAGUGCUACCAACUGAGAUGCAGAAUCCCAGAAUGGAGCAAGUCUUUUUUUUUUUUUUUUUUU
This is a messenger RNA of Phacochoerus africanus (Common warthog), 3737 nucleotides long. Its product is annotated as ultra-long-chain fatty acid omega-hydroxylase. The record is from RefSeq and is a predicted model, not a curated record. Gene Ontology annotation, molecular function: monooxygenase activity; oxidoreductase activity, acting on paired donors, with incorporation or reduction of molecular oxygen; iron ion binding. The transcript is spliced from 13 exons. Lineage: Eukaryota; Metazoa; Chordata; Mammalia; Artiodactyla; Suidae. Gene Ontology annotation, cellular component: endoplasmic reticulum membrane. The coding region runs from base 73 to 1668 and encodes 531 amino acids. Gene Ontology annotation, biological process: ceramide biosynthetic process.